Cuscuta campestris is the source of this 1210-nucleotide messenger RNA. The record is from the annotation of a GenBank genome assembly. NCBI's taxonomy places the organism in Eukaryota, Viridiplantae, Streptophyta, Magnoliopsida, Solanales, Convolvulaceae.
UGGCUUAGGGGUUUUAAUGUACUCGUAAGAACUUUUAAUGCGAGAAAUACAAAAAAGCCAUAAUAUACUCCCUCGAGAAACAUGCCCUCCAUGUUUCAUCCAAUCAAACACUCAUACUCUUCAAGAAAAUAAGGGAGAGAAAGAGAGGUCGGGCUAGGGUUUCGGGCGCUGAAUUCAAAUUGUAAAUAAAUCGAAGAAGAAUUGGGGGUGGAGAUGGAUGUAGACGAGUUUGCUGGGAAUGAUGGCUGCGGAGGAUCAGACUCAAAGUCAGAGUCCUGGAAAUCGAAGCGUCUCCGUGGAUCGACAUCUGAUAAAGCAUCUUCAGAACGGAUGAUGAAGGUGUUAGCAGAGAAGGUAUCUUUUCCAGCUGUAUCCAAGGCUCGACUAAAACAGAUUAAAGUUUCGAUGUUGGUCUCCCUCUCCGACUCCUGGGAUUCCCCUGACCCACAUGUGCCCCCAACGUUAUUACACAAGCAGUUGGUCGAGAAUGCUCUUGAGAGUUCCAAAAAGCUGUUAGGCUGGUGGUUCUUCCCCUUUGACAAUACCGCAUUUCUUGAGAACAAGAUUGUUGUUCUUUAUCUGUACAAAGAAAAUGAAACAUUCCUCGCAGAUAAAUUGGCUGCAUGGUAUAAAAAGAUUAGUAAGAGAAAGCAUUCAAGUGUUGUUGAGGUGGUUGCUGUGAGCAUAGAUGGGUGCAGCACUAGUGAUGAAUACUUCAUGGAUAAAGGGUGGUUUGUAUGCCGUGCAGACCCAUCCAAUUCAGCUAAGCUUUGUGUAGAAUACUUCCAUCCUCUCUUUGGGCCACACGAGGCUGUUGUUGCAUUUGGUGAAGAUGGUGUUAUUCAAUCUAUAGAUGCUUCACAUAUUUUGGAAUGUCAAGGUCCUCCAUUCCAUGGCAGUCUACGUGAAGAGAUUUCUCAAGAAUUUGAGUACGCGGGCUUUAAUUAUAUGCGGCAUUAUGACUACAGUUCAUUUAUGAAGAAAGAUGCUGAUGAGAUGGAGGUGGAAAGGGAUGUUGAUGUGUUUACUAUGCAUGAUGAGAUUGGAGGAUCAGACUUAGAGUCCAGUAUUUCGAAGCGUCUCCGCCGAUCGACAUCUAAUAAGGGGUAACCAAAGCCAAGAAGAGACGAAAUCGCAGAAGAAGACUUAAGGUAUUAAGGGUAGAUAAUUGAAAUCAGUACCAUUACACCAUUAAAACAUUGAGCAAAUU